CAUCGGGAGACAAUUCCAUCACUAGUUGAUCCACAACAUGAAAACAAUUCCUAUCUUUAUCUGGAUAUUUCUGUUCCAUGACGCCUCCAGCGACUGUGGCUGCCAGAAGCUCGACCGGAAGACAACGCCGGCUGAGGAUAAGACGCCGCUGCCAGAUCAAGUGUGUCAGCGACGGGCGCAGGGCGGCAGCCACUACCGGGAUUACUAUGGGGAACUAGAACCAGAAAUCGCGGACAUGUCGCUCAUUCCGGGCGGAAACUAUCUGUUGGGCACCGACAGUCCACACUUUCCGGCCGAUCGGGAAGGUCCAGAGCGUAAAGUGAAGCUGCAAGACUUCUACAUCGACAAGUACGAGGUAUCUAACGACGCCUUCGCGAAGUUUGUCUUGGACACCAACUACAUCACGGAGGCCGAGCGCUUUGGCGAUAGUUUUCUGUUCAAGAGCCUACUGAGUCCAUCGAAGCAGAAAGAGUUGGAGGACUUCCGAGUAGCCAGCGCCGUUUGGUGGUACAAGGUGGCCGGGGUGAGCUGGCGCCAUCCCAACGGCGUGGACAGCGAUCUGCAGAACCUGGGGCGACAUCCGGUUGUGCACGUUUCAUGGCGCGACGCUGUGGAAUACUGCAAGUGGGCGGGAAAGCGACUGCCCACCGAGGCGGAAUGGGAGUCCGCAUGUCGCGGCGGCAAGGAUCGAAAACUGUACCCGUGGGGAAACAAACUGAUGCCCAGGGGCGAGCAUUGGACGAACAUCUGGCAAGGCGACUUUCCCGAUGGAAAUUUGGCUGACGAUGGCUUUGAGUUUACCAACCCAGUAGACACCUUCCGACAAAACGUCUACGACUUGUACAACAUGGUGGGGAACGUCUGGGAGUGGACGGCCGAUCUGUGGGACGCGAACGACGUGAGCGACAACCCGAACCGCGUGAAGAAAGGCGGUUCCUACCUGUGCCACAAGUCAUACUGCUACCGGUACAGGUGCCCGGCCCGAUCCCAGAACACGGAGGACAGCUCGGCCGGCAACCUGGGCUUCCGGUGCGCCAAGAAUGCGUAGGCAGUGAUCACGAUAAUAUUUAUAUACUUUGUAAAAAAUAGCUCUUUUAUAUACAAAUGUUAAAUACAAAAUCUACAAAAAUUUGA
This is a messenger RNA of Drosophila biarmipes, 1134 nucleotides long. Its product is annotated as formylglycine-generating enzyme. The record is from RefSeq and is a predicted model, not a curated record. The coding region runs from base 38 to 1048 and encodes 336 amino acids. NCBI's taxonomy places the organism in Eukaryota, Metazoa, Arthropoda, Insecta, Diptera, Drosophilidae. The transcript has a single exon. Gene Ontology annotation, cellular component: endoplasmic reticulum.